Messenger RNA from Linum trigynum, 1005 nucleotides. The record is from the annotation of a GenBank genome assembly. Lineage: Eukaryota; Viridiplantae; Streptophyta; Magnoliopsida; Malpighiales; Linaceae.
AUGGGACUGCCGGUUGACGCGGCUGUAUGGGAGCUAAUAGACCCGGAUUUGGAAUGGUGGGAUGAGACGCUACUAGAGAGCUGCUUUCCAUCGGACAUAGUCAAGGCUAUCAAGCAAAUUCCUUUGAGGGGAAAUGAGGAGGUUGAUACGCUGGUCUGGCACAACAGUAAGUCUGGAAACUAUACGGUAAGAGAGGGGUUUAAAUCUUGGCUGGCGGACUUUUUGCGGCAGGAAGUGGUGGAGACGCAAGGGGAGGCGGAGGUUUGGAGGCAGAUAUGGAAGCUCAAUAUUCCACCAAAAAUUAGACACUUUCUUUGGCGGUUUAUGAGGGAAAUUCUACCCACAGGAGUGCAAGUCCAUAAGCGUUAUCCUCGACGAAGUGACAGAUGCCCGUUUUGUGGUCUAGUAGAAACUCAAACUCAAACGUUUUGUGAGUGUCAGUGGGUGUCUAGAAUUUGGAGGCGAUCAGAGUUCACGGGGUUGUUCCAGUUGAAGGAUGAUGACUCGUUUUACAACUGGGUUAAGAGAGCUUUGGAGAAGGGAGAAGUUGAGAAGUUCGAAGGUUGGUGUGUUCUGCUUUGGUAUCUCUGGAAGGAGAGAAAUGCCCAUUUGUUUAAUGGGGCAAAACUACUCGAAGAGGAGAUAGUGGUGCGGGCAAAAUACCUAUUAGAAGACUAUAAAAUCCAUCAAGGAAGACAGAAGGAGCAGCUAGCGAUUCAGGAGAGGCAAGUAUGGAAAAGGCCGAACCAAGGCCGAGUUUCAGUAUGCACUGAUGCAGGCAUCUUGGGUGAUGAAGGAGCAGGCUUGGGGGUUGUUAUUCGGGACUCCAGUGGUCGAUUCUGCUUGGCGGCAACUAAAAGAGUCCCUGGUAAAUGGAAGGUGGAGGAAGCUGAAGCUUUGGCGACGGAGUUCGAGGCGCAAAUGGAUGUCCAAGGUCAUUUCCCUAAUGCAGUGUUGGAGUCGGAUUGUCAAGUCCUUGUCCAAAAGUUACAGGCAGCACACUAG